Gymnogyps californianus (California condor) is the source of this 2148-nucleotide messenger RNA. It is a transcript of the gene SLC26A6, whose product is annotated as solute carrier family 26 member 6. NCBI's taxonomy places the organism in Eukaryota, Metazoa, Chordata, Aves, Accipitriformes, Cathartidae. Gene Ontology annotation, cellular component: membrane. The record is from RefSeq and is a predicted model, not a curated record. Gene Ontology annotation, biological process: transmembrane transport. Gene Ontology annotation, molecular function: oxalate transmembrane transporter activity; bicarbonate transmembrane transporter activity; sulfate transmembrane transporter activity. Bases 1 to 2148 code for a protein of 715 amino acids. The transcript is spliced from 19 exons.
AUGGCGGUGGAGAUGGUGCUGAGCCACCGGGCGCCCCACGAGGUGCUGAGCGAGGCCGACCUGGAGGAGGUGGCGCAGCGGAAACCUCCCACCGAGCCCUCGCUGCGCAGCUGUCUCCGCAAGACCAGAUGCUCAGCCUCCACUGCCAAGUCCCUGCUCUUCCGGUUCCUGCCCUUCCUGCACUGGCUGCCCCGCUACCCAGUCAAGGACUGGCUCCUGGGGGACAUUGCCUCGGGCUUCAGCGUGGGCAUCAUGCACCUGCCCCAGGGGCUUGCCUACGCGCUGCUGGCUGGGCUGCCACCCGUCACUGGUCUCUAUUCCUCCUUCUACCCCGUCUUCCUCUACUUCUUCUUCGGGACGUCCAGGCACAACUCCGUGGGCCCCUUCGCUGUCAUCUCCGUCAUGAUUGGGAGUCUGACGGAAUCCCUGCUGCCCAGCGAGAACUUCCUGGAGUCCAUCAAUGGCAGCAACGCAACAGUCAAUGAGGCACGGCGGGACGCUGCCAGGGUGGAGCUGGUGGCCACCAUCACUGUCCUGACGGGCAUCUUCCAGGUGGCUCUGGGCCUCCUGCAGUUUGGCUUCGUGGUGACCUACCUCUCGGACCCGCUCGUGCGCGGCUACACCACUGCUGCCUCUGUGCAUGUCCUUGUCUCACAGCUCAAGAAUGUCUUUGGGGUCUCCCUGGGCGAGCACUCGGGGCCACUCUCACUGUUCAUGACCUUCAUCGAGAUCUGCCAGAAGCUGCCACAGACUAACGUGGGCACCCUGGUGACGGCCAUCAUUGCCAUGGUGGCCAUCUUCAUCGUGAAAGAGCUCAACCACAAGUUCGCCGCCAAGCUGCCCAUGCCCAUCCCCAUCGAGCUUAUCACGAUCAUCAUCUCCACCGGCAUCUCCUAUGGCGUCAACCUGAAUGCCAAGUUUGGCAUUUCCGUGGUGGGCAACAUCCCCAGCGGGUUGAAGCCGCCCGUGGUCCCUAACGUCAGCUACUUUGGGCAGGUGGUGGGCAACGCCUUUGCCAUUGCCGUGGUGGGCUAUGCCAUCUGCAUCUCCCUGGGCAAGAUCUUUGCCCUGAAGCAUGGCUACAAAGUGGACAGCAACCAGGAGCUGAUCGCGCUGGGCCUCUGCAACUUCCUGGGGGGCUUCUUCCAGUGUUUCGCCAUCAGCUGCUCCAUGUCGCGGAGCCUGGUGCAGGAGAGCACAGGGGGCAACAGCCAGGUAGCCGGUGUCAUUGCAUCCCUGGUCAUCCUGGUGACCAUCCUGAAGAUCGGAGAGCUCUUCCGGGACCUGCCCAAGGCCAUCUUGUCUGCCAUCAUCAUCAUCAACCUCAAGGGCAUGUUCAAGCAGUUCAAUGACCUCCGCACGCUCUGGAAGUCCAACCGGGUGGACCUGAUGGUCUGGAUUGUGACAUUUGUGGCCACCCUUAUGCUGAACUUGGACAUCGGCCUGGGGGCCUCAGUGGCCUUCGGGCUGCUCACUGUCAUCUUCCGCACCCAGCUCCCCCACUACUCCAUCCUGGGUCGCAUCUCUGACACCGAUGUCUACAGGGACGUGGCUGAAUACCAGAUGGCACAGGAGGUCCCUGGUGUGAAGAUCUUCCGCUCCUCCUCCACCCUCUAUUUUGCCAACGUGGAGCUGUACGCUGAGGCCCUGAAGAAGAAGAGCGGCAUCAACGUGGACCGCCUGAUUGAGAAGAAGAAGAAGGCCCUCAAGAAGCUGAAGAAACAGCAGAAGAAAGCGGAGAAGGCAGCAAAGAGGAAAAAGGACAUGGAGGAUGGGCACAACGGUCCGGGCGUGGCAGUGAUUGAGCUGAGUGGGGCGGAGGGCAGCACACCCCCGGAGCCCACCCUGCGCACCCUGGGGCUGCCCCAGCCCGGCUUCCACGCCGUCAUCUUGGACUUCAGCCCCGUCAGCUUCGUGGACACCGUCUCCAUCAAGAUCCUGAAGAAUAUCUUCAGGGAUUUCCAUGAGAUAGAAGUGGACGUCUUCGUUGCCAGCUGCCCGGUGCCCGUCCUCGCCCAGCUGGAGCGGGGCAACUUCUUCAGCUCGGCCAUCACCAAGCACUACUUCUUCCCCUCGGUGCAUGAUGCCGUGGUCCACGUCAGUGGGGCGCGGCGCCAGGCCUUGGUGGACCUCAGUACCAGAAUGUAG